Messenger RNA from Penicillium psychrosexuale, 438 nucleotides. Its product is annotated as DNA-binding domain-containing protein. The transcript has 2 exons. Bases 1 to 438 code for a protein of 145 amino acids. NCBI's taxonomy places the organism in Eukaryota, Fungi, Ascomycota, Eurotiomycetes, Eurotiales, Aspergillaceae. The record is from RefSeq and is a predicted model, not a curated record.
AUGCCGAAAAAAGCCAAAUAUUCAGAGGAUGAAAUGCAACUGGCUGUCAAAGCCUACUAUCAAAGAAAAAAACCAAAAAUCGCCCCAUUGGCGCGAGAAUUCUCUGUUCUAUACACAACCCUCUACGCGCGCGUCCAUGGUGGCAAGACUCAUUCCGACCGUACCGACCUUUCUAAAACACUUAGUCCAAUUCAGGAAAAGGCACUUAUUAGCUGGGUCACUUUGCUAGAUGCCAAUUAUAUUCAACCUAUACCCGAAGAGAUUGAAGAGACUGCAAACCGACUUUUACAACGCGCGGGUAUUGACAUUUCCGUCGGUCACAACUGGGAAAAGGCGCGUAUGGAUAGUGAGAGUAUUGAGGGUCUUACUCUCUGGUUUUACUAUUUCUCAAAGGUUAUGGAAGAGUACAAACUCCUACCUCAUAAGAUUUACAAUUAG